This is a messenger RNA of Leguminivora glycinivorella, 3297 nucleotides long. RefSeq lists its product as uncharacterized. The record is from RefSeq and is a predicted model, not a curated record. NCBI's taxonomy places the organism in Eukaryota, Metazoa, Arthropoda, Insecta, Lepidoptera, Tortricidae. Bases 370 to 1605 code for a protein of 411 amino acids. The transcript has 8 exons.
GACGCGCUGCCGUUGAGGCGCGCCAUUCGGGCCGAACGCGGAGUUUUGUUUAUGGCUUUAGGUCAAUGCGUCAAGCUGUGACUAAAAUGCUUUUAGAAAUGCGAUUUCGAUUUCGGGUGAUUGAACUACCAAAAUUGCAUUAAAAAGACAUGAACUAAGUGCAAAAACGUAGCAGUGAAAUGUGUUCAAUGUUUUGAAGGUGGAAACCUGGACACUUUAGAUAUGCGGUCUGUCGGUCGUUGGGUGGAGGAAUCCGAAUUAAAAUGCAAAAUCUCAGUCAUGAAUGAAGCAGUUCAUAAAACCAGAAGAAAUAUGAACUAAAGUGGCAGUGACAUGUGGCCAGUGUUUUGAAAGUGGACAGUUUUGAGAAUGUCUCAGUGGUUGUGGCUGGCGGCUCUGUUCUGCGGGUCGCAGGCAGCAGUGCUGCCGCCGCCGUGGGCUGACGUGAGGAAGAAUCCUUGCGCGUCGCAUCCGAGGGGCUGGCUGAUGCUGUACUGGCCAACGGAUGGGAAAUGCUACACGAUUUAUAAGAAAGGCCAUCCCUGUCCAGACACGCAAGAGCUAAGCCCCGGCCGUUGGGGAGGGCGCACCAUCGCCGAAUGCAAGUGUCCCCCCGGCACUGCCCAGUUGCCCCUCUCCACCACCUGCUACCGCCUCUUCGAGAGGGGGCCUUGCAGACCAGGAGAGUACUUCGCGCCAGUGGAGGAAUCCUUCAAUAAGAGAGGGGAACGGCAGGGCAUGUGCGUGCGUCCGCAACAAUGUGCCGACGAGACUUUGCUGCAUUGGCCUGCUGACGGGCGCUGCUAUUACCGGUUGAGCCAGGGACCAUGCUACCCGGGUUCUAUACUCGACAUGGGUAGCGACGGUGUUGCUAACUGCACGUGCGCAUCCGAUGGCCCUCACUACUGGGCUGGAGACGGGGGCUGCUAUGCGCACUACUCGCGCGGUCCCUGUGAACGUGGACAGCUGUUCUUGCCUGGCGGCCGGUGUGGAUGCGAUGACCACUUGCCGCACUACCACAAAGUGACUUCCAUGUGUUACGAGCUAGACACCAUCGGCCCGUGUCCCAAAGGUCACAUAUUCUCCAUCUCCGAGGUUUCCCCUCAAGGCUCGAAGGCCGAGUGCCAGUGCAAGGCGUUCCAUGCGCGGGCUUCGGACGGGGCGUGCUACAGGCUCUACACCAGAGGGCCUUGUGCCAAUGAUGAGAUGAUUGCGAGGGGUGGACGGUGUAUUAAAGUGCCGUGCGCCCGCGGGCGACUGUACGUGCCGGAGCGGCGCCGGUGCUACCGACCCGGCACGCCGGAGCCAUGCCCGGCCGGCGAGGUGGUUGCGUUCGACUUCGACGCGCGUCCUGCUCUCGACGGGCUGAGCCACAACGGCGUUUGCGCGUGCGGUGGAGGGAACUGUGCCAGGCGGGAGAUGGACGCCUGCGGGAUGCGAAGAGGCGCCGCCAUAUACGGUGGCGCAUGCCACAUGUUGCACACACAGGGCCCGUGUCCACAGAACUCGUGGCUGGUCCGUGACGGACGCGUCACGUGUCGUUGCCGGCCCGGACACUUGCCGCCAGACUGCCGGCCCGACACAAGAGUUGCUGUUAAGAGUUGAGGCACUGUUUGAUGCAGGAUGUAAAAUCUACCCCCUAAAAAGUACUCCUAAUGGGUUCGUGCAUUUACCGAUAUACGGAUCUGACAGUGCUAUUGUACUUCAAUUACAAUUAUACGGCGGGACAUGACAUGCUGCACACAUUGGGUCUUUGUCCACAGAACUCAUGGUUAUUGGUUAGUCCGUGGCGGCCACGUCACGUGUCGUUGCCGGCCCGGAUACUUGUCGCUAGACUGCCGCGUGCCGGCCCCAGUGUUUGAUGCAGGAUGUAAAAUCUACGUCCUCCAAAGUAAAUCUUGUAGAUGGGUUCUUGUAUUUGACGGUAUAUGGAUCUGCUAGUGCUAGGCUUAGUUAUAACAAUUAUACGGUGCAGGCACACAUGCUGCACACAUAGGGUCAGUAGAACUGGUAGCUGGUCCGUGACAGGCGCGUCAACGUCACGUCAGUGACGUAUCACCGCCGUCGGCCCGAGCACGUGCCGUGCCGCCCGACUGCCGGCCCGACACUAGGCUGGUUAUGUGGCUGUUAAGAAUUGAUUCAGCGUUUUGAGGCAGGAUAUAGAAUCUACACCUUACAACCUACAUCUGGUAGAAGGGAUCCGUGGUAGAUAUCAGUACUAUACGCAUUGACUUAGUUGUAAAUUAUGGCAGUGUUACUUAAUAAGUACUAGCACAAUUUGUACAUCUUUACUAAGCAGUAGCUAAUAUAAUUAGUCGUAAAGAAGAUAUUUGAAAUAAACCUUUUAAAAUUGCCACCUCACAUUCAAUAUGCUAAGGUACAUAGUUCAGAGGCGCUGCAUUUUAUUAGUACAAAAAGAUCCUCCCUAGACUAACCCAUCUCUGAUCGAAAAUCGAAGUAAAGUCUGGCCAAGGCGAUAAAAGUUUUUAAGAAAUCAAACGAAACGACGAAGUUUGGUAUUAAAAAAUAAUUCCUAGGUAUUAGAUAAUUUAUCAAAAUGAUUGCUAGGUAUUAACGGCUUUAGAGACUUUAGAGGCUCUAGAGGCUCCUUGUUGUUGUAUAUUGUUGCUAUAAGUAUUUAUUCAGGCUGUUGUAUUAUGAUACUCGUCCAAUACUGCAUUUUGUCUUUACAUCUUUGGGCAGAGAGAUGUUAUGGUUUUAGAUUCUAAAUAUUCUAAAUAACUUUCAAUAUGCAGUCUAACAAAGCUAACACAAUGUUAAUGUUAUCAAGAUUUGUUCGUUUGUCUAUUUGUCAAUGCUUUACGAGUAUAUGUACGAGCCAUGAGGUACCGCCAUUUUUUUCAAUACCCGUAUAUAUAUAUAUGCCCACAUUACUCUGAUAAGUCUAAUAUCUAAUAGUAUUUUUAUUAAAUUUGUAUUCUUUCUCAAGACUGAUGUUUAGGAUGCUGUAGGUAAAUAUUCUUUAGACUAUAAUUACCUAGUUAAAAAAACUGUGGUGCGGCAUUAUAUUUAAUUAUUUAUAUAUUGAUCCAGUGGGUAAAAACCCUAGCAAGCAAGGAUCUAUUAUUUAAAUAGGUAUAUGAAGAACGACAUAAUACUUGUAUCUUUUUAGGAUUUUCUGUAAAUAUGUCUGUAGACAUUGAUAUUGUAGAACGAAUUUCAACCAAUUUGUAAAAUAUUACAAUAUUAUUAUAUAAACGUAGGUAAUAACUACAAUAUAAUUUUAGCCGCAUUACUGCAAUAUUCAAUAAAGAACGUGACAAAAAUAGAGCUUAC